AUGUCAAAUCACACCAACCUCACCGAAAUCCAUGCCGAGUUAGGCUAUGUCGCUGCAGAUUACGUCCAGAUCUGCCUCUACAGUCUCUUCGCGAUCAUCGGCCUACCAGUGAACAUCUCAACACUGAUCUACAUGCUGAAAAGAUAUCGCCACGCCAAAUCAUUCCUCCUGCUUCUCCACAUCAAUCUGAACAUUUCGGAUAUUUUGGUGUUGGGCCUAUAUGUUCCGGGCCUCAUCGGAUGGCUGGUGACGUUUGAGUGGCGAGGCGGCAAUGCGAUGUGCAAAUUCAUGCGAUUUGUUGAUGCGUUUGUGUUUGCGUGCAGCUCGAACAUCAUGGUUUGUAUUGCGUUGUAUCGAUUGUCGGCGUUGAGAUAUCCGUUGUGGGUGAAUGCGGUUGGACAUUCGAGAGUGCCGAGGAUGUUGGUUGUGGCGUGGAUGACGGCUAUUGUCACCAUGUUGCCGCAGGUUUAUGUUUGGAGUGAGGUGAGCUGUUAGGUCUAGGCGUGGCCGCUGCGCGGAAGCUUGCGGUUCACACUCGCGGCGAAGCCGCUCGAGGCACGGUCUUAGGCUUAGACAGGGCCUUAGGCUUAGACAGGGCCUUAGGCUUAGACAGGGCCUUAGGCUUAGACAGGGCCUUAAGGCUUAGGUCUAGGCUUCAGAAAACAAUCCAGAGACUUCUGAAAUUCUUGAAAAUUCAGAAAAAAUUUCUUGUGCUUCUUGGAGAACCUAUGUAAUCUUCAGAAUUUUUCUCCAAGCUGCAAAAAUAUUCAGAAAAAGUAUGAGCCUGAAAUGAUAAGAUUUUUCAAAAUUUCUUGGUUUUCCAGAUUUUUUCUAGAAUUUCCAAAAAAAUUUUUGAACUCCUUAGUUUUCAUAAAAUGUUCCAGAGCCUUCAAGAACUUCUAAGAACCCGAAAGUUUCCCAGACUUUUCCAGGCUUCUAAAAAAGCCCAAGUCUAGAUUUCAGAUAAAACAUCUAGACCAAAGUUCAAUAAAAGUUCUUCUCUAGAAUUUUUCCAUAUUUUUCUGAUCAUUAUUUCCGCUCCAAAUUUUUUUUCUCCAAAAAAAAAGAAAAAAUUAUGAUUAAAAAUUCUGUGCUCAUCAACAAUUCAUUCUUCGGCUCUCUCUCGAUUUUUUGCUCAGAAUUUUCUAGUCACAUGUGAAAAAACAUCAAAUGGGAUUAAGUCAGAAUUGAAAAUUCAAAAAAAAACAAAUUAUAGGAAAAUUGUGAAACGUAUUUUUUCCGCCGGAAAUUCCGGGAUGUUUUUCUUUUUGGGAAAAAAGGGAUCUUUGACGCUGGAAAUCGCGGGAUUGCUCAGAUUAAUCAUUUUCAGCGCGAAAUUUCGAUCUAGAACAGGAAAACAGCGAUUUUUUGCGAGUCUGAAGGUCCUGGAUCGAACCCCGGUACCUCCUAACCUAUUUUUCUUCCCAAAAAUGUUCUAGAUCAAUUUUCGAAGAGGAAAAUGGUGGGAUUGCUCAUUUUAAGCAAUUCCAGCGUUUUCAGCGUGAAAUUUUGAUUUAGAACAAGAAAUUUGCGAUUUUAAUGAUCUACAAAAUUUUGGAACUUUUUUUCAGAAAAAUUUAAAGAGCCGAAAAACAUUGUUCUAGACUCAAAUUUUGAGCUGAAAAUGCUGGAAAUCCUGAAAAUCGCUGAAAAUCAAUAAUUUCAGCGUUUUCAGCGCAAAAUUCUGGUCUAGAGCAAUGUUUAAAGCUUCUGGUAGUAAAAAAUCCAAAAUUUCAGAAAAAAGUUCAAAAAGCCUGAAAACUUUGCUCUAGACCCAAAUUUUGCGCUGAAAAUGCUGGAAAUCCUGAAAAUCGCUGAAAAUCAAUAAUUUCAGCGUUUUCAGCGCGAAAUUUCAGUCUAGAGUGUGGAAAAAUUGAUUUUUUAUGAGUCAAAAAGGUCCUGGUUCGAUCCCCCAUACCUCCUAGACCAAUUUUUCACCCCGAAAUCAUUGGGAUUGCUCAUAUUAAGCCGAAAUUUCUAAUUUCAGGUGCAUUUCCCCGAAAUCACUCAAUGUAUAACAAUUUGGACGGAAAAACUGAAUUCUGGCGAAGUUUUGAGCGAAACCGAGAGACGAAAUAUGGCUCUGUACUCAAUUCAAAAUACCGUGCUGAUCUUCUAUAUUCCACUGAUUGUUUUGGUUGCUUGUUAUGUGAUGAUCCUGAAAGACAUCUAUAAAACUCUGAAUACUGAGCAAGAAUGCUCGAGUGCCAUGUAUUUUUCGGAAGUUAGUUCGAGCAAAACGGCGGCGGCUAAAAAAGAGCAACCCGCGAAUAGUGUUGGUGAGUUUGAACUGAAAUUUUGCGCUGAAAACGCAGGAAUUAUUGAUUUUCAGCGAUUUUCAGCAUUUUCAGCGUUUUCAGCUCGAAAUUUGGGUCCAGAACACAGUUUUUAGGCUUUUUGAACUUUUUUUUUCUGAAAUUUUGGAUAUUUUCUCCAGAAACCUGAUUCUAGUCCAGAAUUUCGCGCUGAGAACGCUGAAAUUAUCGAUUUUCAGCGAUUUUCAGGAUUUCCAGCGUUUUCAGCGCGAAAUUUGGGUCUAGAACAAUGUUUUUAGGCUUUUGGAACUUUUUUUUCUGAAAUUCUGGAUAUUUUCUCCAGAUAGGUCCAGAAGCCUAAAACAACGUUCUAGACCAAAAUUUUCCGCUGAAAAUGCUGAAAUUAAGGAUUUUCAGCGAUUUUCAGUAUUUCCAGCGUUUUCAGCACGAAAAUUGGGUCUAGAACAAAGUUCUUAGGCUUCUGAGGCUUUCUAGACACAAUUUCAAAAUUUUGAAUGAAAAAUCCAGAAGCUCAGCUUAAAACUCACCUCUAGACCAGAAUUUUGCGCUGAAAACGCUGAAAUCAUUGAUUUUCAGCGAUUUUCAGUAUUUUCAGCGUUUUCAGCGCAAAAUUUGGGUCUAGAACAAUGUUUUUAGGCUUUUUGACCUUUUCUGAAAAAGAUCACUAAAAUUGAAAUUUCCAAACUUUUCUAGACCAGAAUUUUGCGCUGAAAACGCUUAAAUUAUUAAUUUUCAGCGAUUUUCAGUAUUUCCAGCGUUUUCAGCGCAAAAUUUCAGUCUAAAACAUCGUGCAAUAAUUUUUCCAGUAACAAUAUCCACCCGCCCAAUUCGCGGCCAGGAAAAAUUCCGUCGCGCCAAAGUGCGCAGCCUCAAAAUCACCCUAUUGCUUAUCUUAACCUAUGUGGUGACGUGGCUACCGUAUAACCUACUAACCUGGUGGAUGGUCUUCAAUUUCGACUCGUAUGUGGUGAAUUUGGAUUCGAAUUAUAUUCUGAACUCGCUGGUUGUGCUGAACAGUGUAAUCAAUCCCUUUAUUUACGGCCGGUGAGUUAUGACGUGGCAAAAAAUGUGGGCGGGGCGCGUUCUUUUCACCAACUUUUACCCUGGGAGAUCUGGGCGCCCGGUUAGCUCAGUCGGUAGAGCACCAGACUCUUAAUCUGGCUGUCGCGGGUUCGAGCCCCGCAUCGGGCUAUCGAAAAUUUUUUAUUUUUUUUGGAAAUCUGCAAAUUUUCCUGAAAAAAACCAUUUUUUAAAUCAAAAUACGUAUAUUUGACAAAAAAAACUAACAAAUAAAACGAGAAUAAAAUCGAAAAUAAUAUUUUCAGGUGUCAAGGGGUUCGUCUACUGUUCAAAUGCCGUGAAAAAUUCCGGAAGAAGAAGAAGCUGACGACGACCAAAAAAACGUGUAAACUUUUGCAAAAUAAUUGA
Caenorhabditis angaria is the source of this 3704-nucleotide messenger RNA. NCBI's taxonomy places the organism in Eukaryota, Metazoa, Nematoda, Chromadorea, Rhabditida, Rhabditidae. The record is from the annotation of a GenBank genome assembly.